AUUUAAAACUGUGUCUUUGUAUACGUAUAUAAAUAAAUAUUAUAAAUUUUUUCAUUAUUUAUAAACUACUUCCACAGUCAAACCAAUAAUGCAAUGUUGCAGAAUUUGUAUCUAUCCUGAACUUUCAGUUCCACCAAAAAUCGGAAAACCAUUAGGAUCGAUCUGGAAUGAAUCCCAAACAGAUUCGACAGAAAUGUAUAUUUGAGCGUAGAAAACAAGGUGUUGCAGCAAGUUGUGGCCUUCCACUAUCGGAGGGCCAGCUUGUUCUGUUCAGCUAGUGCCAGAAGACCUGACAUUUUUCAUUUUUUUGCCUGGGGCAUCUUCGUUGGAUUGAUCUUAUUGUCUUCAGCCACACUUUUCCCCAGACGGAACCACGUAAAAAACCCUACCCGACAUCAUCUAGGGUUUUUAUUUUGGGGGAAUCUUCGCUACUGGAGAUCCAUUGACACGUUUUCUACCGGGGACCUCUUUCCGAACAGAGACCCUUUUUCCACCAUAGGGAUUCUUACCUCAUCGGUUUUGAAGCCUUCCUCGCCCAUUUUAAAUUAGUUAGUCAAUAAGCUUUCGCAUUAAGGGAGAUCUCCUAGUUUGGCUGGCUUAAAUUUUUGUUGUUAGCCGUUAGUAGAUGUA
Acanthoscelides obtectus is the source of this 630-nucleotide messenger RNA. The record is from the annotation of a GenBank genome assembly. NCBI's taxonomy places the organism in Eukaryota, Metazoa, Arthropoda, Insecta, Coleoptera, Chrysomelidae.